AUGGAUGAAGAUGACCGCGAGUUCAGCCAGAGCCUCGUGUGGAAUUAUUUUGAGCAGGCAGAAUCGACGUUUCAAAAAAUGGAUGGAGCUUUGUAUGUCGACAAGGACGGAGGGACUUACAAUUACAGGAUAGCAAAAUCGCUGGAGGAAUUGUCUACUCUAGGCCACUUUUUGAAAGGCUCGUCAGCUGCGGUUGGCGUCAUAAAAGUGCGAGACAGCUGUGAAGCCAUCCAACACUACGGAAAGUGUCAUGAACCGGAUGGAGUAACACAACUGGACCCUGACACGGCCCUGUUGCGUCUCAAAGAUACGCUCCAUAAUGUCAAGGAACAAUAUGAGGAGGCAAGAUCCACACUGCGUGCCUUUUUCCGUGUGCAGUCAUGA
Messenger RNA from Malassezia globosa CBS 7966, 384 nucleotides. RefSeq lists its product as uncharacterized. The record is from RefSeq and is a predicted model, not a curated record. Gene Ontology annotation, cellular component: cytoplasm; nucleus. Gene Ontology annotation, molecular function: histidine phosphotransfer kinase activity; protein histidine kinase binding. The transcript has a single exon. The coding region runs from base 1 to 384 and encodes 127 amino acids. Gene Ontology annotation, biological process: phosphorelay signal transduction system; phosphorylation. Lineage: Eukaryota; Fungi; Basidiomycota; Malasseziomycetes; Malasseziales; Malasseziaceae.